UGACGAUUCGUCGUAAUUACUUUAAUUCGACUUUUUCUUAUAAUAAAAUACAUACUACUUCUAUAAAAUAUAACUCUCCCUCUAAAGGAACUAAUAAUCAUGAUCAGAAUAAAAAUAUUUCAUUAACCCCAAAACAAAAGAAACUCAUUGAUAGUAUGAUCAGAAUUGAUCAAGCUGGUGAAAUUGGUGCAAAUUACAUUUAUAAAGGUCAAAUGGCAAUUUUGGGUAACGAUAAAAAAGUUGGACCUAUCAUUCAAGAAAUGUGGGAACAAGAAAAAUAUCAUCUUAAAACUUUUGACGAGAUCAUACCACGUUAUAGAGUUAGACCCACAUUUUUACGUCCAGUAUGGGAAGCCGCGGGAUUCAUUCUUGGAGCUGGUACUGCUAUGAUGGGUAAAGAAGCUGCUAUGGCUUGUACGGAAGCUGUUGAAACUGUGAUUGGAGAACAUUACAAUGACCAAUUGCGAGAAUUGUUACACAUUGAAAACGAUGAUGUCUCCGAAUUGAGAAAGGUUAUUAAACAAUUUCGUGAUGAUGAAUUACAUCAUCUAGAUACUGCAGUGGAUUUGGAUGCACAAAAGGCACCAUUUCAUGGAAUUUUGACUUCAAUAAUACAUAAUGGUUGUAAAGCAGCAAUAUGGAUAACUAGUAGGAUUUAAGAAUAAAGAAUAGUUUAUGUUUAUAGAUA
Messenger RNA from Rhizophagus irregularis DAOM 181602=DAOM 197198, 688 nucleotides. RefSeq names its product ubiquinone biosynthesis monooxygenase Coq7. The record is from RefSeq and is a predicted model, not a curated record. Gene Ontology annotation, molecular function: 3-demethoxyubiquinol 3-hydroxylase activity. Lineage: Eukaryota; Fungi; Glomeromycota; Glomeromycetes; Glomerales; Glomeraceae. Gene Ontology annotation, biological process: ubiquinone biosynthetic process. Gene Ontology annotation, cellular component: mitochondrial inner membrane.